Molecule: messenger RNA, 8672 nt
Organism: Oncorhynchus mykiss (rainbow trout)
Lineage: Eukaryota; Metazoa; Chordata; Actinopteri; Salmoniformes; Salmonidae
Source: RefSeq, a predicted model, not a curated record
GUUGUCAGAGCGCUUUCAGACUGGAGGGAGUCGGACCGAACGAACUGGGCUUCCCAAAUAACGGGAACAUAGAGACAGACACACAGACGGAUGGCGGGACAGAGCCAAAGAAAAGAUACCGCAUAACGGGUACCGUGUUUAUGUUUAUCGUUUAGCUUUCAUUUAGUAAAAAAAAAAAGCUGGUUUAUUUAUUUAUCUUUUGUUUAUCGAUUAAUUGCGUUUUAAUUACCGGCCUGUGACAGAGAGGGGGAGGAGCGAAAACCAGAGGCGUCCCUGUGUAGCCUUACUUAUUAUUUGAUUAUUUAAAUGUUUCAAAUAAUUGAAUUGUAUAUUUUAUCAUAAUGCUUCUUGUGUGCAUGUAUUCGUGAGCUGACCAUAGCCAUUUCUGCUUAUAACCAAAUAUAGAGAACCAAAAAUAACAACAUAACACCAGCCGCUGCUAACCUUUUCUGAUCCGACCAUACACCUGCUACAACGGACAGCGAGAAAUAAUAGUUUUUCAUCGAAGUAAAACUGGAGAGAUAUGUAUUUACAAGUGUAAACCAAAGCAAAACCGAUCGAGGUAAAAGAAGCCACUGUGACGGGAAGAGUCGCACACCUGUCGUGAUAAGCAAAACAUAUGGGAAUACCUUCAAGAAUAUAUAAAAAAUAAUAUUCCAUACAGUUCGUAUCUAGGCUAUUUUGUAGCCACAUACAGGCCUAACUUUUAACAAUAAGAGAAUACCAGCGUUAGAGAGUUACUCAAUGUCUAUUAAUUCUGUUAAUGACUCAUAUCAACAUAAGCCUAUUUUACAUAGCUGGCGUUGUGUAUCCCGUAUCCCGACUAUCCGUCUGUGUGUUAGUCUCAAGUGAGCACCGUUCACUGAACAACUAAGGGACCAUAUAUCCACAUCGAUAUGACAUAGAUAGAGGCACAAAACCAAAAAUGUGAACGUAGCAUAGGCUAGACACAAACUCAACCAAAUAUUCGUACUACCAAACAUAUUUUGAAACGUCUACCUGGAAAGCAUACGAAGAAAGGCAACAAAGAAGAGAAGACAAGCGCAAUUCGAAGAAAACUGCAAAUAAAAACCAAGAACGACAGCGGAUCAUGUUUGUUCCCUUGCCGGUGCCGUUCGUCUUUCAGAGAACUGCUUCCGACUUCAGCGCCUGGCGUCUCAAGUCCCCGCUGGCUCUACGCUCCAGCUCCGAUAUCAGGAUGUCAAAACCAGCAGAGGAUGAGAAGCCUGGGACAGACUUUCCAGGGGAGAGCACAGACUCCGAGAGGAACAGUCCCGAUGCAAAUGAUCAGGUUCAGCCAAUGAAAACGAGUCCCUUCAGUCUUUCUCCUUCCUUGAGCAACACCAAGAGUAAAAGUGAAGCUGGCCCUGAGAUGACCUCCACCCAUGUGCCGCCUCCCUCCCAGCAGCAGACACCUCACCCUCACACACAACUCAUGUUGGCAGGGAGUCAGCUGGCAGGGCUGGCUGCCCUCUUGCCUGCGCAGCAGCAGCUGUUGCUUCAGCAGGCCCAGGCUCAACUCCUGGCCGCUGCCGUGCAGCAGUCCAACGCGGCUCACGCUGCUCAUGCCGCCCACGCAGCAGCCCAAGCCAAUCAGCAGCAGCAGCAACAACAGCAGCAGCAGCAGCUGACCAAACAAGAGCAUGCCCAGCCUCAGCUCACGCUCUCUCAGCCUAUCCAGCUCACCGCCCAGGAUAUCCAGCAACUGUUGCAGCUGCAGCAGUUAGUCCUGAUGCCCGGCCAUCACCUGCAGUCUCCUCAGUUCCUCCUGCCUCAGGCCCAGGGACAACAGGGGCAGCAGGGUAAGUGGGACCUACUAAGUUUACUCUCGACACCAAAUUUAAUUUCGCUACCUCAGCAUCAGCAAAGCCAGGGGAGUCUUCUAACUACGCCACCCAGGCUGGGACUGCAAGCACAGCGUCGUCACGGUGACGGCCUCACGUCGUUACAGAGGGACAAGAGCGGGGACGGCGGCGUGACCUCCGGGGCCUCGGCCGCCCCCAUGACCUCGGUGACCUCUGGCCCGCACGGUGAGGAGCCAAGUGACCUGGAGGAGCUGGAGCAGUUCGCCCGCACCUUCAAACAGAGACGCAUCAAAUUGGGCUUCACACAGGGUGACGUUGGCAUGGCAAUGGGGAAACUGUAUGGGAAUGACUUCAGCCAGACCACCAUCUCUCGCUUCGAGGCCCUCAACCUGAGCUUUAAGAACAUGUGCAAGCUCAAGCCUCUGCUUGAGAAGUGGCUAAACGAUGCAGAGACCAUGGCGAUAGACAACAUGCUUCCCAGCCCCAGCUCUCUCUCCUCCCCCAUGAUGGGGUUUGAGGGCAUGACGGGGCGCCGCAGGAAGAAACGCACCAGCAUUGAGACCAACGUCCGCGUGGCCUUAGAGCGCAACUUCAUCUCGAACCAGAAGCCUAACUCAGAGGAGAUCCUCCUGAUGGGAAAGCAGCUCAACAUGGAGAAGGAGGUGAUCCGGGUCUGGUUCUGCAACCGGCGCCAGAAAGAGAAACGCAUCAACCCCUGCAGUGCCACCCCUCCCCUGCCCAGCCAGUCCUCCCUUGUGACGCACAAACCCCCCUGCUACAACCCACACAUGAUGUCUAGUCAGGGGCUGCACCAGGCUGCCACCAGCCUCAGCACAACCGUGACCAGCCCAUCGCCCUCGGCAACCUGCCCUCUGACCCCCUGCCCUCUGACCCCCAGUGGCUCUGCAACUAUGAGCUCCGCCCCCUCCUCUGUGACUCCGCCUCCACACAGCACAGCCAGCAACGCCCCUCCCACCCUCAGUGCCCACAGCCUGAACGCUGGGAACACAAUGAUGGGAGUAAGCACAGGGAUGAACCAGGCUCUCAUCAGCAGCAAUCCCCUGGCCACAAUGCAAGCUCUGGCUGCCAGUGGUGGGCAGCUGCCCAUUUCCAGUCUUGAGGCCGGAGGUCAGAUGAUCCUGGGCGGGGCUGGGGUUCGCCCCUCCCUAUUCCUCAACCGCCACACCCUCCUGCCUAUGGCGUCCCACCAAGCCUGUGUGGGAUUGGUCGGCGGUCCCAGGGGCGACUCUCCGCCCCCCCGCGCCAGCGGCAUGGACGUCAACUCCUGCUCCGCCUCUCCCUGCUCCAGCCCUGCCUCCUUCUGCUCGUUCAGCGAAGCCUCACCGCCGCCGCUUGGUGGGGCCAUGGCCGAGUGACGACGACACAACCCAAAGGUUCCUGUCGGAAGGUGGAGGAGGAGGAGGAGUUUUAGUGGAGCUUUACAGAAACACCUCGCCUUUCAACCAAAGCCAUCUCUCUCUCCCUCCAUUUGUCGCCUUCGCUCUCUCUCCCGGAGUCUUUCAAAGCCAAAAAAUACACAGAUUGAAAGAGGAAGAUGAGAGCGAGGAAGAAUGGAGAGGAGGAGAGAACAGGAGAACGGUGGAGAUUUAAACCAAAAAAAAUGAUCUAUCCAUACAGUUGGAGAGGUGGCAUUGUGGAACGUUUUGUCGGCAGUGAAUGCUAAUGUACAUUUACUCCUUUCUAUGGAAAAGAACAAAUGCGCUAAAAACAAACAGCUGAAAAGAGGGCAGGGAUGACAACUGAACUAAGACUUUGUGUGAGAGAUGGGUGGCAAGGACAGGAAAGGAAGGAAAGACUUUCAACAAGCUUCAGUGGAUGGAUGGAAAGAAAACCACAUUUUUAAAAAACCUAGAAGGGAAAAAACACACAAAGAUAAACAAUGACAAACAUGCCAAAAUCUCCAAAACCGAAAUACCAAAAACUGAAACCAAAAAAAUGGAGAGAAAAGCUUUACUUAAAAGACUGUUGAUUCUGAUCUGUUCCGGAUCAGCACAUCAACCACACUCAAAAGCAUGUAUGAUUUCAUCGGAAUAUUAUUAGUAUUUUUAAUUUUUUUAACGUUUUCAACACUUAUUUUUGUAUUUUAUAUGAUUUGAGCAUUGGGUUAUGUCAUACCAAAUGAGCAUGAUUUGAUAUAGAUAUGUUAGUAGUGUCAGUCCUCCCACAUAUCUUUGCCUACCUCUAGUGGCUGUACAGUUUUUAUUUACAGUACAAAGCCGUGUUGUGGAUUUAGCUGUCACCUCGAAUUAGUAACUUUACAACUUAUUUUGUGGUAUAUUUUCCUAUUCAAUUUCCUUUGUUUAUUUCACAUUUUGCUGAUUGAAUCCUCAUUGUCAUGAUCAUCAUAAUAAUCACCCUCGUCAUUAAGGGCUAUUAACUUCAACAUCUGUUUAAUAUGAUGAGAUCUUGUUGCCUCCUUUGUUUCUUAACUUCUUAUGUACAAUUCUCUAGCACCCUCCCCUUGCGAAGAUAAGGGCACUGGGCCUUUUUCUCAAAGGUUUGAUGAGAUUGGAGAACCCACUGGGAGGGAUGUUAGACCGUACCUCCACGCAGAAUAUUUCCAGAUCCUUUGUCUGCCCUUAUGGACUUCCCUCUUCAAUUCAAACGACAAUGGGGUUCAAGUCCGGAGACUGCAAAAUGUUGAUUUUUGUGACCAAUUAAACUUUUCUUUGUGGAUUUUGAUUAGUGCUUGGGAGUUAUUGUCUUGCUGGAAGAUCCACUUGUGGCAAAAUAACCCCAUCAUGUCAAAGAUCCACCACCAUAUUUUACCGUAAUGAGGUACAUUUCUGCAUAUUCUUCUGUAUUUCAACGCCAAACCCACCACUCGUGUGCAUGGCCAAAGAGAUCUUUUUUUCAUGUCAUCUGAUCAUAGCACUGUCUGGAGUUUUAUAAACAGCACUGGCACUUGGAUUGGAACCGGGUGCUAUGGUCAAAGGACAUGGAACUAGAGCUCUUUGGCCACACACACCAGUGGUGGGUUUGGUUUUGAAAAACAGGAGAAUAUGUAUAAAAGUACCUCAUGCCAAUGUUAAAAUAUGGUGGUGGACCUUUGAUAUUAUGGGGCUAUUUUGCUUCCACGGAUCCCGGGGCCCUUCUUAAGGUCAGCGGCGUCAUUAACUUUACCAAGUCCCAACCGGGCAUUUUAACCAAAAACCUGGUUGCCUCUGCCAGGAGGCUGACAGUUGGCCACAAGUGGAUCUCCCAGCAAGACAAUAACCCCAAACACAAAUCAAAAUCCACAAAGAAAUGGGUUAUUGACCACAAAAUCUCAAUUUUGCAAUGGCUACCUGUUGUUUGAAGGCUCAGUGUAGGUAUACUUGCAAUGGGAGGGAGUAUUAAAAACCUGGGGUGUGAAUCAUUCUGAUCCUUAUCUUUUAUUUCUUUCUUUUUCUCUGAGCAAUUGUAUUAGUAUAAAAUAAUAUAAUUUCCCCACUUAUUUUGCAAACAAAAAGUAUUUGUAUCAUUUAUUUUAGACUGUAUUUUUUGCUAAUCUUUAUCAAUGUAUAUAUGAACACCAAAAUGUACUCCAAUGGCUGUUGCUUCAAGCACGCAUGCAUACACACACACACACACACACACACACACACACACACACACACACACACACACACACACACACACACACACACACACACACACAGACACACCCACGCACACACUCACACAUACACACACACACGCACACACACACACCCACACACACACCCACACACACACCCACACACACCCCCACACACACACACACACACACACUACACUAGAAUGUAUCGAGAUGUUGAAGCUAAGUAAUCUUUAAUGCCUUUCAUUAUAUUUGUUUGCCAGUUUUUUUUUUCUCUCAAUAUAAUUCAUUUUCAUAUCAUUCCACUGACAUCAUAUCAGUCACUUCUAGUCAGUCACUCUUGGAUACCAAAGCAUUGUUUCACCCGGCCGGAAGAGCAGGGAAAACAAGUGUUCAGACAGAGACCUCAGCCGUGUCAAAAACCAAACGCCCCAUAACAGAGGACGACUCCACACCAACAAAAAAAAGGACAGCAUCCCUCCGAGCCCCCAACCCCCUGCCCUCCACCCCUUCUGCCCCUCUCCUUAGCCUCGAAAGAUGGGGUCAAAGAGCCAAAAAAAAAAAGAAGACGAGAAGAAAACAGAAAGACUGCCCAGAGGAGUCAAAGGCAAAAAGAGGAUCUGUUGGAAACGGCAGGGGGAAACGGAGGAGAAAGCUGGAACGAAGGACCAAAACCAAAAAAGAACCUUACCAAAACCUCCGUAUGAGUAACCAAACUGAACAGAUGAGAAACCAAAAACCAAAUACAACACGCUGUGGACAAAGACGUGGAGGAGGAAGAGGAGGAAGAGGAGGAGGCUUUAGAGUCUGUCACAGCCUGAGAGGCUCCCUCUCUCACUCUCUCCUCCCUCCUCCAUUUGUGACCUCACUUUGUUCACCCUUUUCCUGGAUGGAGGAACAGCUGAUGACCUCACGGAACUGAAUUUAAGAAUAUAUAUUUUUCGUUUUUUGCUUUUUAUGGUCGGUCUGUCGAUUGCUGUACGACUUUGUCUCAUUGCUUUCUACUUGUAAUGGAGAUGAUGGGGUGAUUUAUUGCCUAUUUUCAUAUCUGGUCUGGGCUAUUAUUGGCGUGCUCUGGCUUUUUUUUCAUUCGGUGGUUGGAAAUAAUACUGUGAAAAUGUAGCUUCCAAAAUGUUUUCUUUGAGCAAGAAUGUUGUGAAAAAGCCAAAACUGAAUACCAAAAGCAAAACUGUUUGACACAGACAUACCAAAUACCAACCAAAUCAAUGCACAAUUGUCGGAGAGGAACAGUUGGAUAACUGUGUUUGUGCUAGGGUUUUCUGGACAGAUAUGUAGAGAGACUGGUUGAGAGAGAAAGGUAUGUGUAUGUGUGUGUGUGUGUGUGUGUGUGUGUGUGCGCGCAUUCAGGCAUGCUACCAUACAUGAUUGCGCACAUACCUGUGUGUGAGAUAUGGAUGGUGUGUAUGUGACAGGAGAGCAAAAGAGAGACCGAAUGAGUGUGUAGAAAGAGCUAUUCUCUCGCAUAUGAACCACACCAUAAAGAUUCAGAACACACUCUUCUGUCCAGUGUGCCACAGAAUACUGUUCGAUAAACACAUGAAACUUCACACGUGAAAUGAGGCAUACUUGGGCACAUAUAGGCAGAUAUUAAAGGCAACCAAUGAUAAUAUUGUGGGGAGGGGCGGGCGGAAAUCAACUGAAAGCCAGUUGACCUACCCUUUAUAGGGAAUGUAUCUGUUAGUGCUUCAAUAGAUUUUGUAGGAAAAAAAGCUAUAUCUUCUACUGCUAAUGUAUAAAAGGCUGUGAAAUGAUCCUUGAUAAAAAAUGUUGAUGAUAACGAUGACUUGAUUUUAGACCAAAAGCUUUAAACUAUCUCUCUUGGGAUCUUUGUUUUGAAGGUGUGUAUCUAUUCAUGUGAGGUGGAAGAUGAGUUUCUUUGCAAAAGAUUUGUAUGUUACGAACUCUCACUUGUUUGUUUAUUGAUUUAUUCAAUGAUGUAAUUCUUUUUUUUCUAUUUCUGGAUUCAGACCUUUGUAAUAGUUGGGGAUUGUGAGGUUGUAUUUUGAAGAGAGGCGUUCUUGGGAUUAAGACAAGAAGACAAAAUGCUUUAAAACACAAAGACAAAAAGGCCAAGCUUUAAAACAAAAACUGAAACCAAAUGUAAAGACUGUUCUUGUAAUGGGUGUCAUCUCAGAGCCCGUCUCAACUGAUAAAAGCCCUAACCUGACAGAGAGAGAGAGAGAGAGAGAGAGAGAGAGAGAGAGAGAUUCAAACUGAUCCAUGAAAUGGGUCCAUUUUAGAGUAAUAGUGGCCCCUGAAAUUUCUCCUUUCACUUUUCUACUUACACCUGUGUGUGCCAAUAGGAGUUCAAACACGUCUAGAUGCCUCUAUAUGUUCAUACGAUCUCCAGCUCUCUCUCUCUUGCUCUCUGAUCCCGUCUUUUAUUUCAAGAGAGCGACGUCAUAUAUACCUCAUGUACUUUGAUGAAAAACCAAAUAGACAGAAGCUUUAAUGUGACCAUGGUCGUCUUGGCUCAGCAGAGGGAUACAAUAACUGGCCUGGCUAUUGAGUUUGAUGAACAAGACUUUCCAAAACUUUUUAAAAGAACAGUUUGUAAGCAGUUUCCUCUGGUUUUAUAGGUAACACGUGCUAUGACCUCACUCCUCAGAAAUAGAUGCACCACUCGUCUCUCCUUCAGUGGGUCUUUGAUUUCUGUUGACAAUGCUGUGAGGGUACUGGAGGUGUUUAUGGCAAUGUCUCUUCUGAGAAGGUGUGUGUGGGGUAUUAGCGUGAUGAUGAUGCUGUACAGUAUGUGUGCCUGUGAAGGGCUCUCCUGUGGUGGCCCGAGAAUGAUACCAAAGUUAAACCCCCACAGUGAGACCCGACACACACAACACACACAUGGAGAACACACACACACACACACAGUUAAUCCAUGUGUAUAUAAACAUUCAGGAGUCUUCACGAAGACUAAAUGCUACAUAAUGGUAUUUAUUUACCCUUCAUUGAUAUCAAAAGACAUACUACUGUCUUCAAGAGCACUUAAUGCUAUGAAGCUAUGCGCCUUGAAUUGUGACCAUUUUAUACAGUAGUUAUAAGUGGCUAUGAAUGUUUGUUUUAUGUGCUUAUUAAGAAUGUCCUCAACUUAUAGGUCUCCAUCAACUAAGAUAUUUCUUUGGCCUUGAGAACACAAAUAUGUCUGAACGUCACAUCAAAUCAGAGAGGAUAUAGUAAAAGAGAGAACAAACAUACUCAAUUUGCCCAAAUCAAGUGGAUAUAGUAAAAGAGAGAACAAAGUCAAUUUUCCCCAUAUGCUUUGUUUAUUU